UUUCCCAUUUGCAAAAUCACGAAAUGAGCGAUUCAACUCAGUGAAACACCAACUUAUAAACCCUUCAAAAACCCUCCCUUUUCUCUCUCCUCUUCUCCAAUCACUUUCCAGUUUCCAGCCAUGAACAGAGCUAAAUUAAUCCGUUUAUCUGCUCGACUCAUCAACUCGCUUUCCUCAACUCGGCAACCAGGACUCCACUCGCUCAGGUUAAAUCAGGUGACUAACUUUUCCUACUUAGCUCAAUCUCCCCCCUUUCCUUUUGCUAAACCUACACACUCAAGCUUAAUUUCCUCAAAUUCCCAUCAAAAUGUAUACUUCACCACUAAAUCAGAGUCUAUGUUUGAGCUUAUACUUUCCAAAGAUGAUUGGUCAGUAGAAAUUGAGAAUGAAUUGAAAAAGCUAAACCCUAAUGUGAAUCAUGAAUCUGUAGUUUAUGUUUUGAAGAAAUUGAAUCAAAACCCUAAAAAAUCAAUGGAUUUUUAUAAAUGGGUUCGCGAUAAAAAGAAGUUUGAGACUAGAUAUGUGCCUUGUACUUUAUUGCUUAAGACUUUAGCUUGUAGAGAGUUUAUGGAAGAUUUCUGGGCUGUUGCCUCUGAAAUGAAGGGAAAAGGGUUAUGCAUUGAUUACCAGAUUUAUGUUGCUGUUAAUGGGGCUUUAGAAAGGGAAAAGAUGGCUAAGGAGGCUGCAGAAUGGACCAAAUUUUACGACUCAAUGUGGAAGGAGAAUGGUCAAAAUGAUGUUGUCAAGAAUGUAGUUAAGGUAAUAAUGGGGUCUGAGUGGAGUGAGGAAGUUGAGAGUAAGUUGAAGAGGCUGAAUUUUCCAUUAUCGGAGAAUGUCGUGUUUAGGGUGAUUUGGGGAUUGAAGGAAAAGCCAUUGAAUGCUCUGAAAUUCUUCAAUUGGGUUGUGAGUUGCAGAAAAUAUGAGCAUAGUAGUGUAACUUAUAGCAGAAUGGCUAGGGUUUUAUCACUUGGUGGACUAAUGGGUGAAUUCUGGGAUCUGGUGACUCGAAUGAGAAGCGAGGGGCAUGAGAUUGAUGGCUAUGUGAAGCUUGCAAGGUGUCUUAACAAUGGAGAUGCUGUUAACCUCUUUGAGCUUAUCAUGGAUGGUCCAUACAAGCUUUCGGAGAAAGAUUGUAUUUGGCUUUUGAAGAUCCUUGCACAUGAUACUAACCCAGAUAUUGAUUUGGUAAACAGGGUUGUUAACAAGUAUGUAGAAGUGGGAAAUACACAUAAUAAAGCUACAUAUGAUUGUAUACAUAGAUCUUUAUGUAAAACCGGGAGAUUUGAUGAAGCGAAGAAGAUAGUAGACAAGAUGAGGAAAGCAGGCUUUAAGCCUGACAACAUUACUUACAGUCAAGAAGUGUUCGGCCUCUGUAAACUGAGAAGGUUUGAAGAUGCUAAUCUGGUGUUAAACCAAAUGGAAGAUGAAGGAUGUGUACCAGAUAUAAAGACAUGGACAAUACUAAUCCAAGGGUAUUGUGCAGCAGGCAAAAUGGAUGAAGCAUUAACAUGUUUUGCACAAGUACCAGAUAAAAACCUCGACCCAGAUGCUGAUAUGUUGGAGGUUUUGAUAAACGGGUUCAUUUCACAUGAUAAGUUGCUUGGUGCUUAUAAGUUUCUUGUUGAAAUGGUCCGAAAAGCUUGCUUAAAACCAUGGCAGGCAACUUACAAACUGAUGAUUGAGAAAUUAGUGCAAAAUGGAGAAAUUGAUAAAGCAUAUUACCUUCUUAGUAUGAUGAAGGAGCAGGAAUAUCCGCCUUAUCCUGAACCGUUUGUUGAAUAUAUCUCGAAAUCUGGAACUGUGCAGGAUGCGAAGAAGCUCUUAGCAGCUGUGCCAAUGAAAGGUUCUACUCCAUCCAUUGAAGCUUAUGUAAAUAUUAUUACAUCUUUCUUUAAUAAAGGUAGACAUUCUGAAGCUAAGGAUUUGCUUUAUGUUAGUCCUCCUAAGGUUCGGAGGCAAAAGAAAAUUCAGAAAUUGUUUGGGUUUGAGCCUCCGAAACAGCUCUCGUAGUUGAGGCAGUAUGUAUUGGAUCAAAGAUAACUGUUCUUUGUGUCGAAUGAAUGGCAUCAACCAUUAAUUAUCAAUGAACUUUAAAUUCUGGAAAUCUAUUAAGAGAAUUUUCCUUGCUUCUUGUUUGAAAGCAUCAUGCAGUAUACUGUCAAAGCUGGGAAAUGAUAAUUUGUGAUGUAUUCCGAAUAUCUCGGGAAUUCAAUGAAGAUGUUCAAUCUCGUUUGGAUGUUAAGUUGCCCUUCAAAAUUGUUAUAUGUGGAAGAUAUUUCCUUCUUCCAUUAUUGCAGGAAGAGUCAACAAUCAAUGUUUAAUGUUAGUGCUCAAGUAUUUAUCAGAAGAUGAUGUGUUUAUUGUGCUUAUUGAACGAUUUUCUAACUGAAAAUAAGCUGUGUAUUGAACUUCUCUUUUUUAAAACUUUUUUAAAAA
Molecule: messenger RNA, 2436 nt
Organism: Spinacia oleracea (spinach)
Lineage: Eukaryota; Viridiplantae; Streptophyta; Magnoliopsida; Caryophyllales; Amaranthaceae
Product: pentatricopeptide repeat-containing protein At3g48250, chloroplastic
Exons: 1
Coding region: 121-2010 (629 amino acids)
Biological process (GO): RNA splicing
Molecular function (GO): protein binding
Source: RefSeq, a predicted model, not a curated record